AUGGCCAAGUACAUGUCGGUGGCGGCGACCGCCAAGCCGGCGGCCGACGUGACGCACCCGCUCACGCGCGCGGGCUACCUCUCCAAGAUCACAUUUGGCUGGGCGAACGCGCUCCUCGCGCUUGGCCACGAACGCCAGAUCGACCCGGACGACCUCUGGCCGCUGGCACCGGAAAACACGUGCAAGGCCGUGAGCAGCGUCUUUGAGCCGUCGUUCACGUCGUCGCAUUCGAUCGUCAAGACCAUCUUUUCGCUCUACGGCUGGCGGCUCUUCUUGGUGGGCCUCCUGCAGGCGCUCACACUGGGCUGCACCUUGUACGGCCCGAUCGUGCUCAAGACGAUCUUGACCGCGGUCGAAGGCCCGUCGUUUGACCUCGUGCGCGUGCUCAAGUUUGUCGACCUGACGCUCUUCCCCGCCGGCGACCGCACCGAGAUUGGCCAGAAAGGCGUCAACCUCAGCGGCGGCCAGAAAGCGCGCAUCUCGCUCGCGAGAGCUUGCUACAGCGACGCCGACAUCUUCCUUUUGGACUCGCCCUUGUCGGCCGUCGACGCGAUCGUGUCGAACGAGAUUUUCACCAAGUGCUUUCUCGGUCUCCUCCGGCACAAGACGAUCGUGCUCGUGACGCACUCGCCCGAGAUCAUUGCGUCUUCGUACGUUGACCGGUCGAUCGAGCUCAAGCAAGGCCAGCUGCUCAUCACUGAAGUCGACAAGCAGGACGCCCCGAUCCUCGUCUCGCCACUCAAGGCGCGGCUCGGGUUUGCAGCCGACGAAGAGCUCGAGGUUGAUCCGAAGGCGCGGGCGGUGCCGAACAGGGACCUCUUUCUGACGCCAACCAUCGCAUCACCCUUCCCGAUGGACUUUCUGGGCGCCUCGUACACGCCGUAUGGCGACGGCAACGCGACGUACGACGAAGAGACGGCUGGCGGCAAGCUCAUCCUCGACGAAGAGCGCAGUCACGGCCGUGUCUCGACCAAGAUCUUCUCGGCGUACCUCCAAGCGAUCGGCGGCUGGCCGAUGGUGUUUCUCUGGGUCGUGCUCCUCUCGGUGUGGCAAGCGCUCGCGAUCGCCGGGGAUUUCUGGCUGAGUACGUGGAGUGCAACGGCGGCCGUCGUCUCGAAGGAGACAUUUUUGGACCAGGCCGAGUACUACUUGGGGGUCUAUGCGGCGCUGGCGUUUGGCGGCAUUGUGCUGACGAUCCUCCGCACGGCGUCGAUCUUGCUAUCGGGCCUCAAGGCGUCGCGCGUCCUCUUUGAUGACAUGACGAAGGCGCUGCUGAAGGCGCCCAUGUCGUUCUUUGAUACGAACCCGCUCGGGCGCAUUUUGAACCGGUACGCUGGUGACGUGACGACGGUCGACACGCAGAUCGCCAACACGCUCAGCAGCUUCCUCGCGAUGGUCUUUAUGGCGGCAUUUGCGCUUGGCACAACCAUUAUUGUCAUUCGGUCGUUUGGCUUGCUCAUUAUCCCGCUCCUCUUUAUCUACGUCUACAUUGGCAAUGUCUAUGUGACACCCGCGCGCGAGAUGGAGCGCGUCAACAAGACGACGCGGUCGCCGAUGAUCAACUUGAUUUCCGAGUGCAUUGAAGGCGCGCUUGUGAUUCGCGCGUUUGGCCCCAAGCAAGUGCGCCGCUUCCAGCGUCUCCACCACCGCAACGUCGAUGGCAACUUGGAGGCCAACUAUGUGAGCUCGGUCUUUGCGCAGUGGUUCUCGAUGCGCAUCCAGCUCACGUCGGCGGUCAUUUUGCUUGUCAUUGCGACGUCGCUUGUCUUCUCCAAGGACUUUAUCAGCCCCGGAGUCAUUGGCCUCGUCCUCAACUACGCCUUCUCGAUCCUCCCGUUCUUUGAGUGGAUCGUGCAGUGCUGGUCGUCGCUCGAGACGGCGAUGGUCGGCCCCGAGCGGCUCUCCGAGUACGCGGCGAUCGAGCCGGAGGCGCCCCGUGUGAUCCACGGUGCGACGGCCCACGACUGGCCGACGACGGGCCACGUGACGUUUAGCAACAUGAGCUUCCGCUACAAGGAGCACGAUGCGCUCGUGCUCAAGGACGUCAACGUCGACAUUGCGUCGGGCGAGAAGAUUGGCAUCGUCGGGCGCACGGGCGCCGGCAAGUCGAGCUUGACCAUGGCGCUCUUCCGCAUCAACGAGCUCGCGUCCGGCUCGAUCUCGAUCGACGGCGUCGACAUCAAGUCGGUGGGCGUCAAGACACUGCGCAGUGCGAUCGCGAUCAUUCCGCAAAACCCCGUGCUCUUCAAGGGCACGCUGCGCAACUACUUGGAUCCGUUCAGCGACUAUGGCGACGACCAGCUCUGGGACGCCCUCGGUAAAGUCCGCCUCCAAUCGCGCAUCGCGUCGGUCGACGGCCAGCUCGAGAGCCACGUCGAAGAGAACGGCGAGAACUUUAGCGUCGGCGAGCGGCAGAUGCUGUGCAUGGCGCGGGCCCUCCUGCGGCAGGCGCGCAUCGUGGUCAUGGACGAAGCGACGGCGGCGAUUGACCACGAGACGGACCAGAACCUCCAGCGCGUAAUCCGGACCGAGUUUGCGGCCUCGACCGUCCUCACGAUCGCCCACCGCCUCGACACGGUUUUGGACUGCGACCGCAUUCUCGUGUUUGACCAAGGCCGGCUCGUGCAGUGCGACAAGCCGCAGCAGUUGAUUGACGACGGCACUGGCAUCUUUUACGAGCUCUGCCACGAAGGCGGGUACCUCGACAAGGUGCUUGCGUCGCCGUAAGCACGUCGCUUUGGUUGCCGCUUUUUAAAGAUUUUAUUCAUCUAUUGCUCGAUUUCCCUACUCGUAUCUGGAGUUAUUGUUGAAUGGACCUGACCUUGUUG
Molecule: messenger RNA, 2828 nt
Organism: Saprolegnia diclina VS20
Lineage: Eukaryota; Oomycota; Saprolegniomycetes; Saprolegniales; Saprolegniaceae
Exons: 2
Coding region: 1-2727 (908 amino acids)
Biological process (GO): transmembrane transport
Cellular component (GO): membrane
Molecular function (GO): ATP binding; ATP hydrolysis activity; ABC-type transporter activity
Source: RefSeq, a predicted model, not a curated record